AUGAACGAUGAGUCUGAGAGCAAGAACACAAUCAACACACGGGUUUACGUGGUUAGGCAAUUUGCAUACGUCCACGGAAGGGAUGAGAUGUUUAUUGCUAUCACUAUCUCGGAGAUUACACAGAGAUGGAAACAAGAAGAUGAAAAACCUCACAAGAGCUACUCCACUCUACAAUGCUUCAAUCCCAUGCAACGCAUCUAUCCAUGCAGCCUCGACUUGGUGAGCUGGCUGAACGAGCCACGUACUCAUUCCACACUCAUUCAUGUCACGGCCGCAUUCAACACGGGAAAUGAUCCUCCUCAAUAUCAGGCCGUUGCAUCAUUUUGGCAUGAGCAUGCAUGGGAUGAGGAUAUGCUGCAUAGUUUACCUUUCAUGUUUAGCGUACCUCCCGAUGUGAUAGACCAGAUCAGAGCCACGCCGAUCGAGUUGGGGGCGAAGGAUGUGAGGCGGUGGAGUCUGACUAGCCAUGGCGAGUUCUCUGUGACCUCAGCCUGGGAGAGCAUCCGAACUAGAUUGCCGAAGAGGGAUAUUUUUGGUCUUAUUUGGAACCAGGGGUUGACUCCUACCAUGUCGGUGUUCAUUUGGAGGUUACUGUUUGGUAGGCUGCCGGUGGAUGAGAAGUUGCAGAGGAGGGGGAUUGAGUUAGCGUCUAGGUGUCAGUGUUGUAGGUCUCCUUCGGUCGAGUCUCUCAGUCAUGUCUUUUUUUUUUUGAGUCAGUCGGCGGUUUCUGCAUGGGAGUAUUUCGAUGCCUGGUUUCCUUCCUCGCACACACCGAUUCACACGAGCACUGAUAUUGAACUUAGACUAGGUCACUGGCUGAGGUCCUCCUUCCAGAGGGCUCCUGCCAUGCACAUUAGUUUUCUUGUUCUUUGUUUGAUUGCUUGGUUUCUUUGGACAGAGAGGAAUGGCUACAAGCAUGGCGGUCGUCCUUUUCGUCAUUCACAUGUUAUUUGGCAGGUCACUCAUCACCUGCAUGUGCUUGUUCUGGCUGGCAGGAUCACCCAAACUCAUUGGAGGGGAUGCUCACCGUCGGUUGAUUUCAUGUCUUACUCCCCCAGACAGCGUGUUCUGCGGUCGCUCAUGGUCCUAUGGCAUCCCCCUGAUGCACCUUGGGAGAAGCUGAACAGUGAUGGUGCCUUCUCUACAUCGACACUGGAAGCGGGGGAGGGAGGAUUGGUUCGUGGUUCUGAUGGAGGACUGUUGCGGGCCUUCUGUUCUCCGGUAGCUGCAUCAUCGACCUUUGAGGCGGAGCUUCUGACUCUGAUUCGAGGUUUGGAGAUGGCUAUGGAGCUUUCUACUCACAUUUGGACAGAGCUGGACUCAGCGGCUCUAGUUAGUUUGUUGUUAUCUGGACAUCUAGGCUCUGUAGAUCUUAGACAUCAUAUGGCUUUGUUCCGGAGUAUGACAUCUCAGCGGCAGGUUCGAUUCUCACACAUCUACAGGGAAGGGAACCGGGCUACUGACUUUCUGGCAGGUAGGGGGUCCAGACCCCUGCCCUUACAUACUUUGAUCCAAUCUCUGCGCCUCGGUACCUGA
Messenger RNA from Salvia splendens (bonfire salvia), 1536 nucleotides. RefSeq lists its product as uncharacterized. The transcript has 2 exons. The coding region runs from base 1 to 1536 and encodes 511 amino acids. Gene Ontology annotation, molecular function: nucleic acid binding; RNA-DNA hybrid ribonuclease activity. Lineage: Eukaryota; Viridiplantae; Streptophyta; Magnoliopsida; Lamiales; Lamiaceae. The record is from RefSeq and is a predicted model, not a curated record.